Suillus paluster is the source of this 1029-nucleotide messenger RNA. RefSeq lists its product as uncharacterized. The transcript is spliced from 6 exons. NCBI's taxonomy places the organism in Eukaryota, Fungi, Basidiomycota, Agaricomycetes, Boletales, Suillaceae. The record is from RefSeq and is a predicted model, not a curated record. Bases 1 to 1029 code for a protein of 342 amino acids.
AUGGCCGCAAAAGCCCCCUCCAAAAAGGGAACUAAAACGGCACUUUUGAAGGCCCAGGAGGAAGUAUGUGCAGAGAUGGUGUCGACCGCGGGACGCACUGCAAGUGGUCGUCAACUUACAAAAGCUCAUCGAGGAGCAGACCGCCAAAAAGCCUUACAAACGAAGAUGCAGAAGCGCGACUUAAAGGCACUGUGCACUACAUACCAGACACAUCCCGAGGAAUUUGAUAGCGAGCCUGCUGGGCUUCUUAGCGAUGUUGACAGGGAUGAAGACAGCAUGUUUUCGGACCGCUGUGUACCUACAAGACUAUCCAAUCAACAGGCACUCACAUUCAGUAUGAGCAAGACCCCUCCAACUGUCUUGGCCCGAAAACCCACGAGUAAGAUCCGUACGAAGCCACAGAAAGCGCCCUCACCUGUUGUGACUUCGGAUGACAACAGUGACGGUGAGGGCAGCAGCGACAGCCAUGAUUCGAACAAGUUUGUCAAUCGCAUGGACGAGACUGAGAACGGGUCUGAUUAUGGCGCGGACAACACUGCCAAUGAUCAUGAUGAAGUGGCCAAAGCUUCUUCAACACCAGUUGUUGGCACCAAGCGCCAACUGGAGGACUCGGAGGUCCUCAAUACUGACCCGAAGUUCAAGAAAGGUCCAAAUGGAACACGCCAACGGUUAAAGGCUAGCGAUUUCGACGACAUCACUAAGGAUUUGCUCACUACUGCCACGUCUAUCUACCGCUGUCUAGUUGUGACUCGCGCACCUUUUCCAGAGACACUGAUUGUUGAGACGAAGUUAGCAAAGGAUGCCUGGCGUGAGGCGUCUAACAUGGCAGAGCUUACCAUCCAACUUACCCCUUCUCUCGUCAAAAUGAUGACGAGGCGCACAUCACAUGUGCGCGGGGAGCUUAAAACAAAGAUAUCUAUACUCGCCAUCAAGGCAAACCGUGACCUGGCCGAGUCUCUCAAGGAAGGAUCACGUUUUGUUUUCAAGCAGCCGAUGAUGUUAUAUAGAUGUAUCCUAAGUGGACUAUAG